Messenger RNA from Hemibagrus wyckioides, 1682 nucleotides. RefSeq names its product butyrophilin subfamily 2 member A2-like. Lineage: Eukaryota; Metazoa; Chordata; Actinopteri; Siluriformes; Bagridae. Gene Ontology annotation, molecular function: protein binding. The record is from RefSeq and is a predicted model, not a curated record. Bases 79 to 1632 code for a protein of 517 amino acids. The transcript is spliced from 13 exons.
AUGAAAUUGUAAGUGUUGACAUAGACAAAGAGGCAUUUACCAUCGUCUCACUAAGAAAAGAAAAACAUAAACUGAAAAAUGAGGAUUAUGCUUUGGUGUGUGACUCUGAUUCUUUUCAGCUUUAUCGAAUCUCAAUCAGAGCAUUUAGAGUUGGUUGGUCCAGAAGAACCUCUUGUUGCUGUUGCUGCUGAAGAUCUGAUUCUGCCGUGUUUUAUCAAACCUAACAGCAGUGCUGUGGACAUGACAGUGGAGUGGUUCAAGCUACAUGUAGAAGACUCAUUAGUUCAUCUCUAUAGGGAUCAUGAAGACAAAAAUGAAGGUCAGGCUCAGUCCUACAAAGGAAGAACAUCACUGUUUAAAGAGGAGCUUAGAAAAGGCAACGCUUCACUCAAACUCUCAGCUCUCCGAGUCUCUGAUGAGGGAGCAUAUAAGUGUCUUGUUGAGGACAAAUCCUGGUCCGAUGACAUCACUGUGAAUGUCAUUGUCGAGGUUCAGGGAAGCCACCCAGUGAUCAGGAUGGAGAGUUAUGAUAACUCAGGAGGGAUUAAUCUAGUGUGUGAGUCCAGAGGCUGGAAACCUGAACCUGAGGUUCUGUGGCUGGACAGAGAAGGAGUCACUCUGCCUGCUGAAGAUACACAGAUACACAGAGACACUGAGGGCUUCAGUGUGAAAAGACGCAUCACUGUUUAUGAUUAUAGCAACUCCAACAGGUUUUACUGCAGACUUCAGCAAAAACAUCACAUGAUGGAGACAGAGGUUAUCAUCAAUAGUAAAAUCUUUGAUGCUUGGAAGUGGAUUGUCGGGAUUUCAGUCUCAGCAUGUCUUAUUGCUGUUGGAUUGAUAACUGCAGUUUUUUGUCACAAGAAAGAGAUGCAGAAGGAGAAGCAGUCCACAGAGAGGCAGAUACAGAAGCUGAAUGCUGAGAUGCAGGUGGAGAAGCAGUGCACAGAGAGGUGGAUACAGAUGCUGGAAGCUGAGAUGCCAAAGGAUGAGCUGUACGCAGAAAUGCAGAGACUGAGUAUGGAAUAUGUCUUAUUAAAGAAGAAGCAGUAUGCAGUGGAUGUGACUCUGGAUCCUGAUACAGCAAAUCCUGAACUCAUCCUGUCUGCUGAUGGAAAACAAGUGACAUAUGGAGAUGCAUGGCAGAAUCUCCCUGAUACACCACAGAGAUUUAGUUAUCCAUGUGUUUUGGGAAAGCAGAGUUUCUCCUCAGGGAGAUUUUAUUAUGAGGUGCAGGUCAGAGCGAAAACUGACUGGUUAUUAGGAAUAGUGAGAGAAAGCAUUAACAGGAAGAGGUGGAUUACAGAGAAACCUCAGAACGGAUUGUGGACUGUGGUACUGAGGAAUGAGAAUGAGUACAGGGCUCUUGCUGGUCCUGAUGUCUACCUCACACUGAGAGAGAAGGUAGAGGAGUUAGGGGUGUUUGUGGAUUAUGAGGAGGGUCUGGUCUCCUUUUAUGAUGUGAAGUCCAGAUCUCAUAUCUACUCUUUCACUGGUCAGUCUUUCACUGAGAAUCUCUAUCCUUUCUUCUGUCCUUGGUAUAAUGAAGAUGGUAAAAAUUCAGCACCACUGAUCAUCUCUCUGUAUUUAACACUGAAUGAAUUUCACCUCACAAAUUUAAUAAUCUAUUAAAUGUUGAAAAUAAAAAAUAUUUUACAUAUUUUAAUUAAUUUUAGAAAUGU